AUGUUGCUUGAUAAGCGAUUCAAAGCGGAUUGCCAGGCGCUGGGCAUAACAAUUCGUGCACCGCCUUAUUAUCGAUACGAAAGUUUGCUGCGUCAACGACAUGUUCAGUUGCUGGGACGAUCAAUCGAUUUGAACCGUUUGGUAAGUCAGCGGAUCAACGCAGCUAUCCUUCGAGCACUUGACGCUGCAAUCUCGAAAUUUGAAUCCGAAGAAUUAUCUUCUGUUGUUGUAAGUGACAUUCCAGAAAAAAUUUAUUUUCUUGGUGAAACUUAUGGUGGAGACUUUCAGAGAAUAACAAAAUCUGCAAGUUCUGUUAAGAUAGUAGUGAAAAGCUUUUAA
This is a messenger RNA of Gongylonema pulchrum, 339 nucleotides long. The record is from the annotation of a GenBank genome assembly. Lineage: Eukaryota; Metazoa; Nematoda; Chromadorea; Rhabditida; Gongylonematidae.